Messenger RNA from Solenopsis invicta (red fire ant), 1580 nucleotides. RefSeq names its product ribosome biogenesis protein WDR12 homolog. NCBI's taxonomy places the organism in Eukaryota, Metazoa, Arthropoda, Insecta, Hymenoptera, Formicidae. Gene Ontology annotation, cellular component: preribosome, large subunit precursor. Gene Ontology annotation, molecular function: protein binding. The transcript has 9 exons. The record is from RefSeq and is a predicted model, not a curated record. Bases 96 to 1412 code for a protein of 438 amino acids. Gene Ontology annotation, biological process: ribosome biogenesis.
AUCCGCAAACGCAAAUCUCUUCACUCUUGUUGCUGCACGUGUUGCCAUGUGCAUGCAGCACGCUUCCGAAGAUCUAAAAUUUUGACGGGAUUACCAUGGAGUCCGUUAAGAAGACUCGUCUUAAAACAAAACCGAAAGAUAAAUCCAUAAUGGGUACGAAUAAAGACGAGGCCCAUAUACAGAUACGUUUCAUAACUAAACAAGAGCGAUAUGCAGUACCAGAUUAUCCUCUAUCAGUCCAUAGCUCAAUAAUCACAAACGAAUUAAACAUCCUGAUAAAUGAACUUUUAAGAGAGUCGAAUGAUAUCCAGAACCAAGUGGAAUUUGAUUUCCUGGUCUGCUCACAAUUCUUACGUAGUUCUUUAAUUGAACACAUUGCUGAAAGAGGAGUAUCUACAGAAGAAGUGAUAGAUGUGGAGUAUGUAGAAAAGCAUCCCUCACCAGAGCCUAAGGAUUGUUUAAUACAUGACGACUGGGUGUCAGCUGUUGCUGUUUGCGGAAAAUGGAUUCUGACUGGUUCUUAUGAUAAUAUGCUGCAUAUUUGGACAUUGAAAGGCAAGCAUCAUCUCGUAAUACCUGGACAUGUGUCUCCUGUCAGAGCAGUGGCCUGGAUAUCUCUCAAUGACGAUAGUGCUUCCUUUGUUAGUGCAUCGAUGGAUCAGACGUGCAUGAUAUGGAGCUGGGAUAUAACGAGAAAUUUUGUAGAAUGUGUAUAUGUCUGUAAAGGACACAGAAGAAGCAUUGAGGCGGUCAGCGUUAACUAUGAUAAAACGUUAAUGGCAACUGGUGCCUGGGAUAAUAUGCUGUAUAUAUGGUCAACAUCUAUGCAAGAGGACGAUGAUGGAGAAUCCGCGUCCAAAAGGGCAAGAUCGGAAUAUGCGAGUAAAAUAAAAACACCAAAAUCUGCAAUGAAGGGACAUAAGCAGGCGAUUAGUGGGAUUGUGUGGUCUGACAAAACAGAGGUUAUCACAGGCUCGUGGGAUCAUACCAUAAAGACUUGGGACACCGAAUUAAAUGGCAUCAAGCAGGAAAUUCACGGUGACAAGUGUUUCUUCGAUAUCGAUUACUCACCGCUAUCGCGUGUCGUGAUAGCAGGAUCAGCCGAUCAACAUGUGAGGCUGUAUGAUCCGAGAUCUACAGAAGGUGCGAUUGUGAAAGCAAGGUUUACCUCUCACAAGCAAUGGGUAGUAUCAGUACGCUGGUCAACUGUGAACGAGUAUCUCUUUAUUUCUGGAGCAUACGAUAAUAUUGUCAAGUUCUGGGAUACCAGAAGCCCGAAGGCACCGCUAUUUGAUCUCCUAGGACACGAAGACAAGGUUCUUUGCUGCGACUGGUCGAAUCCUAAGCUGAUAAUGUCCGGUGGUGCGGACAACACAUUAAGGAUAUUCAAAUCCAAUCACGUAGAAUACUAAUUACAGACGCGGUAAAUGAAUAAAAUUUAUUAUGAAACAUUGUAUAUAACAGAUCGAAACGAUCGAAACUUUUGUUUCGUAAGAUAAUAAACUUGUUAUAUUGUAAUAGUCAAUGAUUUUAAAAAAUUAGAAAAUAGUAAUAGAUUAUUAUUAAUUUUUUUUCGGUAA